AAAGUUUCUAUUUCAGCAUGCUUUACUUUUACUUAAAUAAAUUCUCAAAUAAAAUGCAUUCACUUUUAUGAUCUCAACAAGAUCGCUCAUUCCUAUAGCGGAGUUGAAGUUUCAGCUUAUUCACAAUCAUCAAAAGAAUGGAGUAGUUCCCACAGACUUCCAGCAAUGAGCUGUCAAAUUCAGUCUGCAUACAGUAGCCUCCUUACAAUCGUCCCGACGGUAAAAGUAUCAAAUUCCGCAAACACCUGGACAAGGAAGUGAAAUGACCAUCAAAUAAAGCAGUUAACUCACGUCAGGCGAGUGGACCAGGGUCCCUGAGCUCACUACUCUCAAAUUCUAACUCCGGCUUCACAUCAUUAGGCGUUAAGCAGCCAAUUGGGCCGUCUGGGAGCCGUGCAUCCUGGGAGUUAUAGUUUCCGGCUCCCUCCUUCAGACUACAAGCUCCACAGAGCCGCGGGAGGACGGUUGCCUGGUAUUACUAGCAAGCAGCAACUAUGGCGGUGGCGCGCGUGGACGCGGGUUUGCCUCCCGGAGAAGGAUCAGUGGUCAAUUGGUCAGGGCAGGGACUACAGAAAUUAGGUCCAAAUUUACCCUGUGAAGCUGAUAUUCACACUUUGAUUCUGGAUAAAAAUCAGAUUAUUAAACUGGAAAAUCUGGAGAAAUGCAAACGAUUAAUACAGUUAUCAGUGGCUAAUAAUCGGCUGGUUCGGAUGAUGGGUGUGGCCAAACUGACAUUGCUUCGUGUAUUAAAUUUACCUCACAAUAGCAUUGGCUCUGUGGAAGGGCUAAAGGAACUAGUACAUCUGGAAUGGCUGAAUUUGGCAGGAAAUAAUCUUAAGGCCAUGGAACAGAUCAAUAGCUGCACAGCUCUACAGCAUCUCGAUUUAUCAGAUAAUAACAUAUCUCAGAUAGGUGAUCUAUCUAAAUUGGUAUCCCUGAAAACCCUGCUUUUACAUGGAAACAUCAUCACCUCUCUUAGAAUGGCACCUGCUUACCUACCCAGAAGUCUUGCUAUACUUUCUUUGGCAGAAAAUGAAAUCCGAGACUUAAAUGAGAUCUCUUUUUUGGCAUCCUUAACUGAAUUGGAACAGUUGUCGAUUAUGAACAAUCCUUGUGUGAUGGCAACACCUUCCAUCCCAGGAUUUGACUAUCGGCCGUACAUCGUCAGCUGGUGCUUAAACCUCAGAGUCCUAGAUGGAUAUAUGAUUUCUCAGAAGGAAAGCUUGAAAGCUGAAUGGCUCUAUAGUCAAGGCAAGGGGAGAGCAUAUCGGCCUGGCCAACACGUCCAGCUUGUCCAGUAUCUGGCUACAGUCUGCCCCCUCACUUCCACACUAGGUCUUCAAACUGCAGAGGAUGCCAAACUAGAGAAGAUUUUGAGCAAACAGAGGUUUCACCAGAGGCAAUUGAUGAACCAAAGCCAAAAUGAAGAAUUGUCUCCUCUUGUUCCUGUUGAAACCAGGGCAUCCCUUAUUCCUGAGCAUUCAAGCCCUGUUCAGGAUUGCCAGAUAUCCCAGGAAAGUGAACCCGUCAUUCAAGUCAAUUCUUGGGUUGGGAUAAGCAGUAAUGAUGAUCAGUUAUUUGCGAUUAAGAAUAAUUUUCCAGCCUCUGUACACACUACAAGAUAUUCUCGAAAUGAGCUGCACCUGGAAGACAUACAGACAGAUGAGGACAAGUUAAAUUGUAGUCUUCUCUCUUCAGAGUCUACUUUUAUGCCAGUUGCAUCAGGACUAUCUCCAGUAUCACCUACAGUUGAGCUGAGGUUGCAAGGCAUUAACUUGGGCCUAGAAGAUGAUGGUGUUGCAGAUGACUCUGUGAAAGGGCUGGAAAGCCAGGUAUUGGAUAAGGAAGAAGAAAAGCCUUUAUGUGCUGCAAAUGAGAAUAUGGUUCAAAUGAUGAAAAGUGAGAUCAGUACAGAGGUAAAUGAGACAGUUGGGCUUUCUCCUUGUCCUGAGCCAACAAUAAUCAGCUCUGUCUUGAAGGAUGAUAACAACAGUCUUACAUUUUUUCCUGAGUCAGCUGGACACAGCGUCUCCCAUAUACAACCAGAAAAUAAAGAAACCAUAUCUAAAGCAACUUCGGAGAAACUUCCUUGCAUGGUUUUAACCCAGAGAUCUGCUGCUUUGGGACAAGAUAAAGUUGCUCUUCAGAAAUUAAAUGAUGCAGCCACCAAGCUUCAGGCCUGUUGGCGGGGCUUUUAUGCCAGGAACUACAACCCUCAAGCCAAAGAUGUGCGUUAUGAAAUCCGGCUGCGCAGAAUGCAGGAGCACAUUGUCUGCUUAACUGAUGAAAUAAGGAGGUUACGAAAAGAAAGAGAUGAAGAACGUGUUAAAAAAUUUGUACAAGAAGAAGCUUUCAGAUUUCUUUGGAAUCAGGUAAGGUCUCUACAGGUUUGGCAACAGACAAUGGACCAGCGUCUAAGUUCCUGCCAUAUUGAUGUUCCUCCUAUAUCAAGUACUCUUGUGCCAUCUAAACCUCCAUUAUUUACCCAAAGCCAGGAGUCCUCUUCUGAUCAAAAUGCUGAUUGGUUCACUGCUUCUGAUGUAGCUCCUCAAGAGAAAUCAUUACCAGAUUUUCCAGACUCUGGUUUUCAUUCCUCUCUAGCAGAACAAGUUUACUCUUUGCAGGAUUCUUUGGAUUUUGAAAAAAGUUCCACAGAAGGCAGUGAAAGCUCCAUAAUGGGGAAUUCCAUUGACACAGUUAGAUAUGGCAAAGAAUCAGAUUUAGGGGAUGUUAGUGAAGAACAUGGUGAAUGGAAUAAGGAAAGCUCAAAUAAUGAGCAGGACAAUAGUCUGCUUGAACAAUAUUUAACUUCAGUUCAACAGCUAGAAGAUGCUGAUGAAAGGACCAAUUUUGAUAAAGAGACAGGAGAUAGUAAACUUGACAUUGCUUGUUUCCCAGUACAGUUAGGUACCUUGUGUGAUGGUGCUUCUGUAGAUGAGAGUCAUGGCAUUCCUCCUACUUCGCAAGGUGAAAUUAGCCAGACACAAGAGAAUCCUAAAUUAAAUGCAGAAGUGCAAGGGCAGCAGUCAGAAUGUGAUUCUACGUUUCAGGUAUUGCAUGUUGGUAUUACUGUGUAGAGUGUCAUGGUCUUUUGGGAAGCAGAUAUCCACUUAACUUUUCUUAAAAAUACUUUCAGUUGCCUUUUUUUUUUUUUUUUGGAGGGGAGUACUCCCUAACGCUAAUUUUGUUACUAUUUAUAUAGGAUUUGUAUUCAUGUCUCAUAUUUUUCAGAUUCUAGGUAUUGAGCUGAGUUUUCAUUUUGAUUUUGUACAUGCAGCUUUUUACUUAGCUGUAAUGUACCAAACUAUUUAUAUUGAAAGCUAUAUGCACUUUAUUUCUUCACUAAAUUGCAUCAGCAAUAUUCCUGUUUCUUUCAUGUACCCAUGUACUUUCAAAAAUAAGUUAGAAUAUAUUAAAGAAAAUAGAAAAAAUUACCUUAAAUAUAUGAAUUUUCACCCUUCUGUAUCUGAGAAAAUUAAUUAAAUAGUAAGGAAUGAAAUUUGAUAACGUAAAUAUAAACUGGAAAUGUGAGGAUUGCGAACUAUUGAAAUUUGCCAAUCUCCUUGGUGUAAAAAUGUUUUUUUAAAUCCUUUUUUCAUCCUUUCUGAGCCAAGGAAAGCCUUUCUAUAAGCAAAUUAAGGAAGAAAAGGUAGGAUUAUAGGAUUUCUCAGUGGGGAUGAUUAAAUUGUCUCAUGGAAAACUUCAGUUAAUGUCAUGCAUCAGUUUUUUUGUUUGUUUGUUUUUGAAACGGAAUCUCGCUCUGUCACCAGACUGAAGUGCAGUGGCAUGAUCUCAGCUCACUGCAACCUCUGCCUGCUG
Molecule: messenger RNA, 3819 nt
Organism: Cebus imitator (Panamanian white-faced capuchin)
Lineage: Eukaryota; Metazoa; Chordata; Mammalia; Primates; Cebidae
Gene: CEP97
Product: centrosomal protein 97
Exons: 11
Coding region: 495-3077 (860 amino acids)
Molecular function (GO): protein binding
Source: RefSeq, a predicted model, not a curated record